CGCCGAGCGGCGUCGCCCGCGUCUCCUCACUCUCUCUCACCUCACGCUUUAGGCACUCGACCACCCGUCUAGUUACCAUCUCGGCGAGAGACAGAGAGAGAGGAUGGACUCGCAAGGGCCGGAGCGGGACAUCGACGACCUGCCGCGGAACGCCGCCAACUACACGCCGCUCACGCCCCUCUGGUUCCUGGAGCGCGCCGCGCUGGCGCAGCCGGACAGGGCCUCCGUCGUGCACGGCCCCGUGCGGUACACCUGGGCCGAAACCUACCGCCGGUGCCGCCGCCUCGCGUCCGCCCUCGCGCGCCGAUCCGUCGGAGUCGGCAGCACGGUUGCUGUAAUAGCUCCAAAUGUACCGGCAGUUUUUGAAGCUCACUUUGGCGUUCCGAUGUCUGGAGCUGUUGUGAACUGUGUUAAUAUCCGGUUAAAUGCCCAGACAAUUGCAUUCCUUCUUGAGCAUUCUGUGGCAGAAGUUCUGAUGGUGGACCAAGAAUUCUUCACCCUUGCUGAAGAAUCUCUUAGGAUAACUGCAGAGAAUAAGAAAUCGGCUUUCAGGCCUCCGAUCCUGAUCGUUAUUAGUGACCCAACCUGUGAUCCAAAAUCCCAACAAUAUGCUCUAGGAAAAGGAGCCAUUGAGUACGAGGAGUUCCUGAAAACUGGUGAUCCAGAGUUCAAUUGGAAGCCACCGAAGGAUGAAUGGCAGAGCAUCGCCCUAGGCUACACUUCCGGGACUACUUCCAGCCCAAAAGGUGUUGUGCUGCAUCAUCGUGGCGCAUAUCUCAUGGCUCUCAGUGUCGCUAUGGUGUGGGGAAUGCCUGAAGGAGCAGUUUACUUGUGGACUUUGCCCAUGUUCCACUGUAAUGGUUGGUGUUAUACUUGGGCGCUGGCAGCAUUCUGUGGAACAAGCAUAUGUCUUCGUCAGGUGAGCACAAAGGCUAUAUACUCUGGCAUUGCGAAGCAAGGAGUGACGCACUUUUGUGCUGCACCAAUCGUCCUCAACGACCUCAUCAACGCUCCAGCAAGCGAGACCUUCUUGCCACUUCCCCGCGUCGUAAAUGUCAAUGUGGCUGGAGCAGCCCCUACGCCGUCCCUGCUCGCCGCGCUGUCCAUCCGCGGCUUCCGCGUCACGCACACGUACGGCCUGUCGGAGACCUACGGCCCCUCCACCGUGUGUGCGUGGAAGCCCGAGUGGGACGACCUGUCGCUGGAGGAGCGCUCCCGCCUGCACUGCCGACAGGGCAUCCGGUACACCGCGCUGGAGGGCCUCGACGUCGUGGACCCGAAGACGAUGGCCCCCGUCCCGGCCGACGGCAAGUCCUACGGGGAGAUCGUCAUGCGCGGCAACGCCGUCAUGAAGGGGUACCUCAAGAACCCCAAGGCCAACGCCGACGCGUUCGCGGGCGGGUGGUACCACUCGGGCGACCUCGGCGUGAAGCACCCGGACGGGUACAUCGAGGUGAAGGACCGGAUGAAGGACAUCAUCAUCUCCGGCGGGGAGAACAUCAGCAGUCUGGAGGUGGAGAAGGUGCUGUGCAUGCACCCGGCGGUGCUCGAGACCUCGGUCGUCGCCAGGGCCGACGAGCGGUGGGGGGAGUCGCCGUGCGCGUUCGUGACGGUCAAGGAAGGAACUGACAGCUCCGACGAGGCGGCAUUGGCGAACGACAUCAUGAGGUUCUGCCGGGAGAGGAUGCCGGGGUACUGGGUGCCCAAGUCGGUGAUCUUCGGGCCGCUGCCGAAGACGGCCACGGGGAAGAUCAAGAAGCAUGAGCUGAGAGCCAAGGUCAAAGAGCUGGGGCCCGUGAAGAAGAGCAGGAUGUGAGCUCUGGUGCUGGCAUGCUGAGAUACAUUUACAUGAGAAGUGGCCGACGCCAUCAUAAAUAAGUGAGCUCUGCUUCGAUGCUGUCUUUAGUUGCAUACUUCAGAUAAGAUUGCUUGCUGUAUGUGUCAGAUCGGCGACAGCUCUAUCCGGUGUCUCUUCAUUCCAUCGUCUGCAGUAACAGAGGGCAAGAAUAAUGUGUGGAGAAGUUAAUUAUGCGAGAAAAGAUAUGCUAGCUUGUCUUUCCCCUUUUAUGAACACAAAAGCUUUGCGUUGGAUCGCGGUUACAACGCGCUUUAGGGGCUAGCUUGUCUGUUUGCCACUGUAUCCGUUGCUUGAUCGCUUGAUGCUUAAGAUAAUUUUUAGUAUGCUUCA
This is a messenger RNA of Phragmites australis (common reed), 2188 nucleotides long. Its product is annotated as acetate--CoA ligase CCL3-like. The coding region runs from base 104 to 1816 and encodes 570 amino acids. The transcript has 3 exons. The record is from RefSeq and is a predicted model, not a curated record. Lineage: Eukaryota; Viridiplantae; Streptophyta; Magnoliopsida; Poales; Poaceae.